UUGCUUGUGAGAUUCGCCGGGACAAAACGAGCUCUUUCGACACGCGCUUUUAUCAUUUUUAUAAAAAAAGAAAAAAAGAUUAUGCGCGCCCACGAUUAUAACCAACAAUAGUGAAAAUAUAGAUUUUAUUUUUUUUCUAUGUUCUGCGAACCGUCAAAAUUAUAGUGACAAUUUGUGAUGAUUGUGCAAAAGUGAUUAUUAAGAUUAGAUUUAUCGUUGUUAUCAAAGAGAAAUCAUCAUAUAAAAUGCGAGAGUGAAAUUUAUUGUCGUUGCUCAUUGAACUUUUUUCUAGGACAUGCAAAAAAGGUCGAGAAAGGUCCAAGCGCGCUCUCGGCAAUGUCCUCCAGAGACGAUAUUCUUGGCGGCACAAACAAGGGUGAACGUACGUACGAAGAGAGAGCGACGACUCGCGCGACUGCACGUACUCUUCGCCCCAAAUAGAACGCGUCGCCUGUUGUGAACUGUAACUAGAAUAAAAUCAAGUGGCGUCCGGAAAAUCGACCGACAGCUACAAAAAUGUGAACUCCACGUGCGGAAAAGUAACUUCAAACAAUUGCGUGUGGCAGCGGAAGCUUCUGAGCGAAAAGUUCCAACGACGGCCGAAAGAGCCAGCCCUUCGCAUCCGGUCUCACGGCAGCCGGAAAAAUUAUUUUUACUUCAAUCGCGAGUGCUUCGUCGCAGCUUGCUUGUCGCGUGUUGCCUUGAACUCAUCAUUCUGUGAGCCUCUUAAAAGAUUGUACUUUACUACGAUAAUUUUUUUUUUCAUGUGUCAUAAGAACUCUAGUAUCAAAAGUGAUGUUCGUUUUUUAUAAAUUAAAAUAAGUGUUUUGUGAUAAUUUCAACGGCAUUGAAUUCUCGCAAAUAUUGAGUUAAUAAUAAAAUAAAAUAAAAUCUCGAAAUCUGAUUACAAAUUUUGUACAAAGAGUUAAAAAAUUGUUGGAACAACUUUUAACACAUUAAACUAUAUUUAGAGUGCUUUGAUACACGAACAUAAAGCAAAUGUCCAACAUGUUGCGAAUGGAGAUGGUGGGUCUUCUAUUGUUGGCCUGCACGCAGAUUUUUACGGAGCACCGCGACUUGCGCGAAUCGCGGAAUCAAUACGGUAAUCAUCAGCGAUUUCACGAUCAGGAAAGAAUAACAAGAGAAGUUCAUGUGAAGGAAGGCCGAUUACGCGGUAUGGUUAUCCGACCAAGGACCAAUCACAAAUUGCAACUGGUUGACGUCUUUCUCGGAGUUCCUUAUGCGGAGCCUCCGGUGGGAUCCUUCAGGUUUUCACCACCUCGUUCACCGCAACCAUGGACAGGGGUGAGGCAGUCGCAGGAAUUUGCCCCAGUUUGCCCGCAAGUCUUGCCAAAUCUUCGGGAAGAGGUGAAACCAGGCAGGUACGAAUACCUGGAGAGACACCUGCCGUAUUUGAGAAAGCAGAGCGAAGACUGUCUGUAUCUCAACAUCUACGCUCCUCAUCAGGCCGAGGGUCAAAGAAAUUUAAGAAAGUAUCCGGUCAUGGUGUUUAUUCAUGGCGAGAGCUUCGAAUGGAAUAGUGGCAAUCCUUACGAUGGCACUAUACUGGCAGCUUACGGCAAUGUUGUUUUCGUUACAAUUAACUUUCGACUCGGCAUCUUAGGUUUUUUGAGGCCUGGGAUUCGAGACGACACAGCAAGCAAUUUCGGAUUAUUGGAUCAAAUAGCGGCCUUGCUUUGGCUUAGGGAAAAUAUCGCAGAAUUUGGCGGCGAUUUUGACAGAGUCACUUUGAUCGGUCACGGAACUGGAGCUAUAUUUGCUAAUUUACUUUUAAUCAGCCCCGUCGCUAACAAGAAAGGCUUGUUUAAACGGGCUAUUCUGAUGUCUGGAUCGGCAAUGAGCGCGGACGCCAUCGGUAAGGCGCCACUGCAAAUCACCAAGCAGGUGGCCCAUGCUCUCAACUGUCCGACCACCAGUGACAGUGAACUGGCGAGUUGCUUGCGUAACCAGGAGGUAGAUACGCUGCUACACGUGAAAAUCCACAAACCGAAAUACGUGCCGGCCUAUGCGCCAUUGAUCGACCGUGCCGUCAUCCCCGACAAACCGUCCAAUUUAAUGGAGAACGCUCAACUCUUUGGAAGGUUCGAUUUGCUGUACGGCGUGACCGAGUCCGAAAAAUUUCACAUCCUGCCACCAGUUGCUUUGUUGCAUGGCAUGCUUGAUGGACAACGAGAUGAAAUUUUGCGAGAUUUUGCCAAAGCAACUCACGAACUGGAGCCAGAGCUGAUUUUGUCGAAGGAGCUGGAGCAAUACAAGCUCGGCAACUUUUUCAACGGAUUCACGAAAGACUACGCCACGAAGAAUCGAGACAUGGUGCUGGAGGCGUUAUCGGAUAGCGGCACCGUGGCGCCGUUAAUAAUGACUGCCAAUUUGCAUUCAAGGGCGAACCCGAAGAGCUACAUGUACGUCUUCUCGCAUCCGAAAGCUAUGCAAGACUACUCUGGCCAACAACAUCAACAUACCGUGCACGGCGAGGAAUUGCCUUAUGUACUGGGUGUUCCAUUGGACGGCAGCAAGUACGACUUACGAGGUCGAUACGAUAUGCGAGAGACGCUGUUUUCAGAAGCCAUUAUGAACUGGUGGUGCAGCUUUGCUUAUCAUGGGAAUCCGAAUGUCGUCAAGCAACAAUCCUACUUGACUAAUGUGUUCAAGGAACGGGGUCAGUACGAGAUCGAGUGGCCAGAAUACGAUCCUAUCAAUCAGACAUAUUUCAAUCUAACCAUACCACCUAACAUAGGUACGCACUAUCGCACGGCGGAGAUGCAGUUCUGGAAUGAGGAUCUGCCCAAUCUGCUCAGGCACCCGAAUAAAGACAUCUCGGGCCCGACACGAUCGAGAGGACCGCGACCGCAGAUUCUCGACUUCGCCGAUGGGAUCGGCAAAUAUGCCAACACUACCGCAAAUCGAAAGUACGAAACCUACGGUGCCAGCAGAUACACAACUCCGUCAAACACAUUUUCUAACACGGACAAGCCAUUUUCAAUCGCGAUUACGACGGAUGGAAGCAUCGGGGAGAGAUCUACGGUAGAGACUGACACGUUAAAAAGCUCGUCGACGAUGAUAAUGGUGAUUGUCUUCUUCGUGGUGUUUAUACUGAUAAACUUUACGGCCUUUCUGUACAUCUACUAUAAAAAGCAGAGCGUAAAAGGGAAGGAGAAAUCGUUGAAGAGGCGAGCCAGCGAGAAGAAAGACGACUCCGUCAAGAGGUCGAAGACUGAUAAGCACGAGAACCAUUACGGCCAGCUGGGCUACAAAAGCGACAGCAAGCCAGAUCUGAACGACGUGAUAAAGAAUGACAAGGCGUACGACAACAAUUCCAACUUUGGACGCAGAUCGAAACUGUCGCGGCAAAACUCCAGUUCCACCAUUGACACUCACAUCAAGGUCAGGGAGUGGAUUCAACAGGAGAUUGUACACAGAUGUUCACCGAGGUUUUUGCGCAAAACACGAGAAACGUUGCAGAAAGAGCAUCAGGAGAAAUUAAACAAGCAGCAGCAAGAAGAGAAGCAACGUAUAAUAGAGGAGGCGCUGAAAGAAAAAAAGGAUGAACCGAUCUAUGACGAGAAUCCGGCGCUCGUUGUGCGUCCCGGAAAAAAGUCGAAGCUGCCGAAAGUUUCCGUGGCGAUUGACGCCACACCGGCGACGAGAACAGAGUCCAUCCUUAAUCAAGUGCCGAUCGAGUUAAUGAGGAGCAUCGAUGUGUCAAACGAAUACGAACCGAGCGCGGAUCAGCUGAUGACACCCGAGGUUAUUGUCAUCGAGCAUCAUCACUCCAGAAGCGAUCCUCUACCGAUGGAGAACGUUCUGAAGACGAUGAUGCCGAAUUUCUCUACUCCCAGAAUUUACGAGUCUGAUACAGAAAGCGCGAAUAGUUUGUACGCUAAGAUUAAUCCCAAGCUGAAGUCUCGUCUGCCUCGUCCCGGCCCAACAAACGUCGAAGUAUCCAAUCAAUCAAAGUACGAGAAUCCUCCCGGCGAAGAAAUCUAUAUAAAGAGCGGACCGAUUUUAACGACCUUUGGCACAGGCGACGUAAACGUCACGUCUCGGGAUCCAAUCGUGGAGAGAGAGUGCAUCAGCCCCGAGGAAGCUUUGCAGACAAUCAAACGCCGAAAUUAUCCCAAGGUGCUACCGGAUAUCGAGAAGAGGCGAUCACUCCCGGCGCCGAGUAGCCUCUUUAUGUCGAAACAGCAUGCGAAUUCGUUGAAAGAUUACAAAAACGGAAAUAGAAUAAAUUUAUCUUCGAGUCAACCGCCAUUACCACCUCCCAGAAUAUUUGGACCCUCGAAAAGCCUCGAAAAGAGCGUCUUUUUCGCUGAGGAACACGAAAAUCAAAGCGAGAGCGAACCGAUCACGACGAAUCUGCACGUGGGCCCGUUGCUGAAAAGACAGGAUUCUACCAGGAAUAACUCCGAUCCUAAUAUAAUAGAUUCUUUGGAGGAAAGUAGAAGUGUUCAGCCCGGCGGAAGCGUGGAUACCAUUUACGCUAAUCCAAAGUGUCCGCUUCAUGGAGGUCAAUAUCGCUUCCCGCCGACCUCGCACAGUGUCGACGAGGAUAUCGGCAAAUCCAUUGCACUCUUGGAAGUGGGCAAUCCAAAUUGGUACAAACCAAGCGAGUCUCCGGCGGUAAUGACGACAACGGCGUCCGAACCGCAAAUCGUGGUCGGUAGGAACGAGAGAGACGCAGCGAUGGAACCGAAGAUCGUGAUCACGCCAAGAGCGGUUAAUCCAUGCCAGGCCAAUCAAUAUCCGACUCCGUCGACACCGGCAUCCGAGGACAACAAGAUCGAGCACGAACCUGACACGGUUUCGUGCGAUCCAGCGCGAGAUGGAGGAUCAUCGGAGAGACUGGACGAUUCGCCGGCGGAGAGAAGGGAGCCGCGGAUAAUCAUCACGCCGCGAGAGCCAAAAAAUUGCGCCCCGGCGAGCAAUCUGAAGCAGCCGAAGAUCAUCAUAAAGCCAACGGCGAGUCUGCCGAGAAGCCGGGAUCAGAGGAAUAUACCGAAGGUGUCAGCCAUACCGUCGCCGGAACAACAAAAUUCCCAGAACAUCGAGAGAGACAGGGCGCUGGAGCAGAGGGAGAAGCCGUCCCUGAGGGAAAAGCCGAGGGUUACGAGGAUACCAUCGUUUUCGCGCAGACGGGAGGAGUCCGGGAUUGAAAAACCGUCGUACGUAGAGAGAGCGGAGAUGGCGUCGAGGGUAGAGACGGUGCCCAGUAAAAUCAUGAACGUGCCAUCGACAUUCGACGCCAGAUCGUGCAUACCGACGCCGACGACAACGCCGAUGAUGCCGAGAAGCGAGAGGACCCCCAGCACAGACUCGUCGUCCGCCAGCAACGGGAAUUCCAGUAACUCGAAUACCGGUACGAUCAAACGCAAACCGGCGAGCAAGAAAUAAUUGGCUCUCGCGCCACGCGAGUCUAAUCUCGCGAAUGUAGAUUCGGGAUCUCACGUCGGAUAUUUCGAUCAGAUGUUGAUGCGAUUAUAGUUCUCGAUUUUUUUUUUUACGUCACAAAGCGUUUGCGAGUAUUUAAAAUAUCGCGAUCAAAUAAUGAAUGGAAAAACAAUCUUCUCUAUAAAUUUCACGUUUAAAAUUUUUUUACGUAUUUUUUUUUUAUCUAUGACACUACAAAUUCAUAAACCAAUGAAACAAUUAUAUUCUUCUUAUAUAAGAUUAGCAUUAUUUAUUAUUAUUUCAGAGUGCGACAGAACAUUUUAUUUAUGUGUAACUUUUUUUUAUUAUUGUUAUUAUUAAUUCUACUAUUUUUCUACGACUAAUUAAAAUUAUGCAAAUAAAUAACAAAUAUAAUAUAAUUGUAAAUUGUGUAAAUAUUAAUACUAUCGAUGUUUAAGGCAAUAUAAUAUUAUUAAGAUUUAAGUCUAUGGAGCAAACUGUAUUACAUAUUUAUAAGCUGUCAAGACUGCUCUAAACAACUGUUGAUUGUUUGAACAAUUUUAUAAAUCAAUUUUGGAUAUCAUUAAUUAGACGUAAUCUGCUAGUUGUUAAUAAUUUUCAAAGCGCUCGCGCUCUUUUAUACGCGUGUAACUUUAUACGAUGAAAAUAUAUGUU
This is a messenger RNA of Cataglyphis hispanica, 6087 nucleotides long. RefSeq lists its product as uncharacterized. The transcript is spliced from 15 exons. The record is from RefSeq and is a predicted model, not a curated record. Gene Ontology annotation, molecular function: signaling receptor activity; neurexin family protein binding. Gene Ontology annotation, cellular component: synapse; cell surface; postsynaptic membrane. Gene Ontology annotation, biological process: synaptic vesicle endocytosis; neuron cell-cell adhesion; presynaptic membrane assembly. Lineage: Eukaryota; Metazoa; Arthropoda; Insecta; Hymenoptera; Formicidae. The coding region runs from base 1000 to 5415 and encodes 1471 amino acids.